Molecule: messenger RNA, 2632 nt
Organism: Anopheles stephensi (Asian malaria mosquito)
Lineage: Eukaryota; Metazoa; Arthropoda; Insecta; Diptera; Culicidae
Exons: 4
Coding region: 543-2504 (653 amino acids)
Source: RefSeq, a predicted model, not a curated record
GUCAGGUCGAGAAAUGUCAAUUUGCUCUAAACAACUCUACCUUCUAUAUCUACAUACCUUGAUCUGAGGUGAUUCUGUAUUAUAUUUAUUACUGUUUGAGGUGGUAACAAUUCAGCGCCUAUACGGACACGGCAGCUUUGACUGUAUCGGCGUCACAGGCGGAGCCAGCUUGCAUCCCCGAACAAUUGGUUGAUCGAAGAUAUAGGAUCGUUCCACUUUUUUGCCGAUUUGCAAGCAAAAAUUCAUCAAGAGCACAGCAGAUCGAGCUUCAUCAAUGUUUGCUAGAGACCCAACCAACCAUACUGACAGCGUCCGGAAUAACAUUGCCUGCGAGAGCGAGAUCACCAUGACCGAAACACUGUCUUUCUUUCUCACGCUGCCUAUGCUCAGAAGAACUGACGAACGAUAUGCCGGACGGUGCAAAGAUCAGUCGAAUGUUUGUGAGUCCGUGUUGGUUGUCAGCGCUUUUCUUUCAAUCAAAACAUAACCGAUCAGACCGUUAUUGUGAGUUAACGAAAUAAAGAGUUUUAAAAAAAUUGAUAAUGUCUCGUAGAACGUUUUUUAAUCGACAUCGGCGUACGGGAAACCUGUACAAGUUGAAUGCUAAAAGGCUGAACCGACUGAGCAACUUUGAUGAAUCCUCUGAUGAUGUUGAUACUAUUGACGAUGGAGCAGGAUUCAGUGCGUGGAAUGCUCCUUCAGCAAAUUUACAAUCAUCCGGCGAGGAGGCGAAUUCCGAGGAUCCUGAGGAAGCAACAGCUCGGCACGGAAAAUAUGGGGACAUGUCGCUGAAAGAAUGUCUUCGAUACUGUGCUUUGGUGAAAGGGAUCCCUCAUGAAACCAUGAAUUUAAUUCUGGACGUUCUCCGAGAAAAAACUCCUUAUAAUUUACCUAAGGACGCUCGGACACUAUUAAAAACGAGCCGAACAGCUGCAUCAAACAUCAUCAACGUUGAAGGAGGGUUGUAUUGGUACAAAGGCGUAAAACAGUGCCUUUUAAAUCGUUUCCGCAAUACGACUUUACCGGCAGAGUUGUCGCUCAACGUAUCAAUCGAUGGGUUGCCGCUGCAUAAUAGUAGCCCAGCUACAUUUUGGCCUAUACUGAUUUCCGUACAUGAAAUGCCCUUGGCUCCUCCAAUGACGGUGGCUAUCUUCCACGGGAUAACAAAGCCCCCUAGUAUCGAGGAGUUCUUGCGACCUUUUGUGACUGAGCUAAACGAAUUAGAGGAAUUUGGAUUGACUAUCAAUAAUAUGCAGCACGAAAUCAAAGUUCGGGCUGUAAUAGCAGAUGCCCCGGCAAGGGCGUUUUUGAAAGGUGUUGCUAACUUUAAUGCCAAGCAUGGAUGCUUGAAGUGCACCUGUGUCGGUGAGCAUAAUUCUAGCUCGCGUACGGUUGUCUUCACUGAUUGCGAUGCACCGCUGAGGACAGACUCCUUAUUUCGACAAUUUGCGUACGGGAUACAUCAUAAGGAACCAUCCCCUUUCCUAGAUUUACUAUACAUAGACAUGAUAGAAGAUAUAAUAAUAUCGGAUCGGUUACAUUUAUUAGAUCUAGGAAUUAUGCGGAAACUUUUAAAAGGAUGGGUUUUAGGGCGGUUAGGGCAACCCAAAUGGUCUACUGCCACGUGCAUCGCAUUUUCCAAAGCUCUGAAAGCGAUAAAAUUGCCUAACGAAAUACACCGUUCCUUCCGUAACAUUCAGGACAUAAAUUAUUGGAAGGCGUCGGAGUAUAGUUCCUUCUUGCACUAUGCUAGUGUAGGAGUUUUGAAGGACUACAUUGCUGACGACCAAUACAAGCAUUUUAUGUUAUUUUUUUGCGCAAUAACAAUUUUUUCUUCCAAUGCUUACAGAUCGUACUGGGAGUAUGGUGGGCAGCUUUUAAAAAGUUUUGUCACCCAAUUCCCUCAAAUUUAUGGGACCAGGUACAUGACUAGCAAUGUGCAUAAUCUGCUGCAUGUGGUUGAGGAGAUAAAAAAGUUUGGCCCUCUGAAUACUCUAUCUGCGUAUCCAUUUGAAAAUGAGCUUCAACAUUUAAAGCGCCUAUUGAGAAAUGGAUGGAAAAACUUACAUCAAAUUGUAAAUCGAUUAUCUGAGCUUGAAGAUUUUCAAAGUCGAAUGAAUCAAGAUGCUGUUCCUUCGCAAGUCAAUUUGACAAAGCAUGGCAGUGAAGUAAUAAUCGAAUGUAAUGGAUUCAAGUUAAAAAAAAAGUUUCAAGACUCGUGGUUCCUCACGGCUGAAAAUCAGGUAGUACAGUAUAGCAGAGCUUUAUAUACAUCAAGUACAUCAGUGGUAAUCAUUGGAAAGCGUUUCAACGACCAUUCACAUUACUUUGAAGAACCUUGCAAUUCCACCGGGCUUAACAUCUGCCAUGUAAAUAUAAACAGUAAAAAUAUAAGUAAAAAUGUCGAGUGUCAUCCAGAGCAUAUAAAAUGCAAGUUAGUAUUAAAUAGAUUAGAUGUUGAAGGGAAUGCUGUACUAAUUCCUUUACUUCAUACUUUAAUGUAAUAGUUUAAGAUGUAAAUAUAAUUAGGUUAAACAUAUGUUUAGUUGUUAUGUAUUUUUGUUGCUUUAUUAUAUUAGGUGUAUGUUGAAAAUAAAACCGAAAUACGUAACCUGUAAUAGAUUUGAUUAAA